Molecule: messenger RNA, 3873 nt
Organism: Colletotrichum scovillei
Lineage: Eukaryota; Fungi; Ascomycota; Sordariomycetes; Glomerellales; Glomerellaceae
Product: SIP5
Exons: 2
Coding region: 909-3551 (880 amino acids)
Cellular component (GO): cytoplasm
Source: RefSeq, a predicted model, not a curated record
CUUCCCUUAAGCAUUUGUUGCUCGUCCCUACAACGACCGACCAUCUCACGCUCUCAUCUCUUUUGCUUUUGCAUCUCCCCAUUUGCCAUCUUGGCAACACAUUCACUCAUCCCUUUAUCCUUCCACCGGCCUGACUCAAGGUAGAGUCGCUCUGCGUCCUCUUGCGAAGCCCGUCUCCAUACGCCUGGAAACCUUCACAUCUCGGCUCGCCCAGCAUCCACUGCCCAGUGCCCAGUGCCCAGCGCCCAGCCACGCACGUACGACAUCCACGUCGUCACAAGCUUCCCCGACCCGACACGCCCGUCUGGUCCCAGAUCCCCAAACCCAGCACCACCACCACCACCACCACCUAACCACCCAAACACAACCUCCGCUGACUGCGACCCCUGGGCCGUCACCCUGCACCGCCAACACCAUCCGUCCAUCAUCACCAUCCCCGACAUCACCGCCCGCCAUCAACCCAUCGCGCCCAUUCGCAUAGGUACACCUGACUACCUCUUAUCCGCCUCCGACGAUCAAUAACACCACCUACCUUCCCCUCACCAUUCUCGACAAUGCUUGCAGCUCUCUGCCACUUCGUCUGAAGGAUGCGUUGUUGAUUACACUCGGUUCAUCCCCAACCAUAUUGCGACGGUACUUCACCCAGCACCGACAACACUGCGACCAUACAUCGACUACAAUAACAACAACAACCACAACGCUCUCUACCGGACUCAUCUUGGCCGGACCGCCUCUCACUGCAUAGUCUACCGCCGUGGCUGACACUGGUCCACCACAGUUGUACUUGCAAUCGUCAUUCUGAUUGAACCGGAUCAUCGAUCACCCGCCGUCGCUCUGUCCACUUUGAGAGAGCCCACACUCGACGAACCCUCAAGCAACACCGCCCGGUCACACUGUCGAUAGCCAAUAUGGGCAACAGCAGCACCAAAGAAUCUCGUCCGAUUGACCCGGCGACCGACUACAGGCAAAGCCAGGCCGCAUACCUCAACCACUCCACCUCCAGAGAAGCCGCAAACGAUCAUGCCAGCACACGGAGGCAAAGCCGCUUUAGUAGAGCCGAUCUAAAUCUCCUUGGCCUAGGAGCCGCCGGAUCUUCAAGUGCUGCAGGCAGAGAAGAUGCGCCGUACGAGCGGAGGGAGACGAGGCAGGAACGGGAAGCCCGGCGACUCGAAAGGGACCGCGUCGCGAGAGAAAAGGAACGUGAGCGGAGUCUGAAGGAGGAGCACAUCGAUGGCGGAUACCUUGUGACUCUUGGUACAUACACUGGUCCCGAAGACUUUAGCAAGCCCGUCGUGCGGCAAUUACAGAUUGAAAGACGGCUUGCACCAUUCUGGAGAGGUCUCAAUGACUACUCCGACAACUGGACCGAAUAUCAGCUCAUCUGCGCCGGCCGCGGCCUUCCUAUCCCGGCCGCCGAUGAACAACCUCCACCCGAGUUCAUUCCCCAGUCCAACACGCCUGCCUCUCCCACCGAGUCAUCCCAGAACCUUGCCAAUCUCACUGUUCCAAUGGGCCCGAGAUCUUUGUCAGUAGGAUCAGAUCGUAGUAGCUCAAUGCCGGGCUCUGGAAUAUCGUCGCCCAACGCAGCCCAGCAGCGGAGUAGCUCACCGUUCAAGCCUCGGGCAAAAGCCCUUGCAGCAGCAUUGAGCGGGGGCUCACGCAGCAACUCGUCAAACGACGUUGCGCCUCGUGAGAUCAAGUUGCCCAACGACCCCUUGGUCAACGGACAGCCAUUAGAGGUUUUCCUGUACAAGGAUGCCACCGAAUGUCCCAUUUGCUUCCUAACCUAUCCUCCCUACCUGAAUCGCACUCGUUGCUGCGAUCAGCCCAUCUGUAGCGAAUGUUUCGUGCAGAUCAAGCGCGCCGAUCCGCACCAUCCCGAGCAUCACGGCGAACCGACCGAGCAGUCUGCGAAUCCGACCAACCCGGAGGAAGCUCCAGAGAUGCUAAUAUCUGAGCCCGCGCAGUGCCCCUACUGCCAGCAGACCGAAUUCGGUGUAACCUAUGACGCUCCCCCUUUCCGACGAGGUCUAUCUUAUGCCAUUGGAUACCCGUCACAAAAUACCGCCAUGUCGUCUCAGAGCUCUUUGAACUCCACUUUGUCGCCUACCUCUCCAACGUCUGGGAGGCGGCGAGCUCAAAGCUUGUCCGCCAACGCCCCAAAUGUUGUCACUACUGAUCGGGUUCGACCGGAUUGGUCGACCAAACUCGCUGCGCAACGAGCACACCAAGCACGCAGAGCUGCAGCGGCAACUGCUUUGCACACUGCGGCCUUCCUCAUGGGAAACAACGAACAGCAGCGCGGCUUCGCCUUCACACGGCCUGGGCGUUUCAGUCGGAGAAACACCGGGAGUCGCACGCCUUCUGGACCUUCCAACCAGCAGCCGGAAGAGAGCCCCCAUCGCAACCCUGAGGGUGAAGCUGCCCCAGCUGGACCAGAGCCUGGACCACGGAGCUCCUCUGGGCGCGGAGCUCUGAACAAUAGGAGAAGUCGGAUGGAGGAGCUGGAAGAUAUGAUGUUUAUGGAAGCCGUCCGUCUUUCUCUCGCCGCCGAGGAAGAGCGAAAACGCAAACAAGAAAAGGCGGAGCGAAAGGAGGCCAAAAAGAGGGACAAGGAAGAGCGCAAAGCCCUCAAGAAGCAGGACCGGCAGAGCGUCUAUGGGCCUGGUCAGAGCUCUGCUAGUGGUAGCAGCCUCUCCCUUGGCCUUGGACGACGCAGAGGGAAUAGCACAACCAGCAACUUGCGUGUGGAGGCCACGCUCCAGGGGGCGCAGACGACUUCCGCAGGACCCAGCGCUGAGACUUCUCCAGUGGCUUCCUCAACACCGAUUGGCAAUACCCUUUCUCCCACCUCGGCACCCAGCUCGGCACCUAGUUCGAAAGGCAAAGCUGUAGAACGUCCAGCAGUUGAGACGCAGUCAUCCGAGAGCAGCUUCCAAAGCACAUCUACCACGCCCUCAUUACCGAUCCCGACGACUAGCCGCGGGCCUUCUCACUUGAGGCAGAUGAGCAAUGCAUCUUCCAUCUCAUCAUCCCUGGCUGAUAGCGCAGCUGGCAGCUAUAGCAACCAGGCGUACCUGGAUCCUCGAGCCAGCGAGCUGAGCGUUGGCAAUAGAAGCGAAGAAGGUGACCGAGACAACACGGAGCCCAUGUUCAACUUCCGGAGCCUGGCAGAGAUGGUGGGCGUUGACAUUGAAAAUGGCGAGGCCAAUCAGAACCAGGAUAUCGCCUCAGGCGAGGGCCGGACUACCACUACGAGCAAGAAGGCCGAAGCGGAAGACGAACCGGAAGCGGAGCACAUGGAAGAUGCACACAGCGAGGAACCCGUGCAGACAAACGCCGGCACAUUGAAGCCACCGCCGACGAUUCCCGAAGAGCCCGUCGACAGCGCCAGCAAAGGCGACGUGUCCCCUUUGCUUGGCAGUGGAGCAUUGACACCGGAAGUGACAAUUACACCCGAGACCCCGGCUCCUAUCUCGGAUGAGGCUGCUGAGUCGAAGAGGCUGGGCCAUGAAAGCAUUGUGGAGAGUUCGACUGGAGUAACGCAGUAAUCGGAGUGCGGAUCGACGGGCAUGACGGGAUGAUUGCAAAAUAUGAUGAUGCCAUAUUUGAUGGCAACGGCUACAUGGGAGGAAGAGUUUUGCAUACUCUCUGGGGGUUGGGAACCCCAAGAAACUCAAGGCGUUCAGCGUGAACUUUGGGGGAGGAGGCCAUUAGACGUGAUUCUUUUUUUAUUUCAUCUAUUUGCUUUUUUGCCAUGUGAAUGGCCAGCGCUCACUGUACUCUACCCAACCUACCUUUUAUAGGUAUGUGAGAAAAGCGGCUGAGACGUUGAUAGUCUCGAGCUGCUUGACAAAUACCAUUUAUUCAUGG